Messenger RNA from Phycomyces blakesleeanus NRRL 1555(-), 908 nucleotides. RefSeq lists its product as hypothetical. Bases 207 to 908 code for a protein of 233 amino acids. The transcript is spliced from 3 exons. The record is from RefSeq and is a predicted model, not a curated record. NCBI's taxonomy places the organism in Eukaryota, Fungi, Mucoromycota, Mucoromycetes, Mucorales, Phycomycetaceae.
CUAUAAAACGCUAUUUAUACGCACCCACAAACGCACAUUAUAUAUAUAUAUAUAUAUUACCUUCAAAGGAAACAAAAAAAAAAGCCUUUUUUUUAUAUCACCAUUUACUCUAUUAUUUAAUUAUUAAUAUCAUUUACUAUUACUAUCACUAUUACUAUCACUACCUUCUUACUGUUGUAAUUAUUUUUCCCCAACUUGGCUGCAUAAUGAUGGGCUCACCCCGCACUCUGCCAUCGGCUGAUUCAACAUUUGACAAGACGCAUCCCAUUACAACCGACACUCCUUCUCUUCCAAGGUACGCCCAGCAAACCAUCAGCCAAAAGCUCAAGACCACACAACAGAUGCGCAUGCCAUUCGCACCAAUGGGGCCUCUUACUCCACCACCAAAUGACAUGCCGCUUUUCACACGACCGAAUGCCAAGAGACGAUCGAGCGACCCCCAAUCAAAAUACGUCCAAACCGAUUAUUCAUUACCUCACAAAAUGCGCGUUGUUUCGGGAAACGAUCUCGGAACAGUAGCCAUACCAGCACAAUGGACGACGUUUCAUGGUUCAACAGUCAUUCAUGAUCCAAAGAACUGUAUGUUUAAGAUGGUUUUAGACAACCAUGGGAGUAUAGCUGCCCUGUGUUAUCUACCGACUAGAUUCCAGGCCAUUGUGGAAUUUUAUCACACAGAAAUUCCAAUUACAUACAGGAAUAUGGGUAUAGGUGACCGAAUGGCACAAGAGGCAUUUCUAUGGUUGGAAAAAUCCAAUCGAUUGAUGAUUCCAACAUGCCCCUUUGUAUUGCGGUACUUGGAGAGGCAUUUCCAAGACCGAAGUGGCGGGAGCUGGGCUCAUGUUGUACGCAGUGAGCAAGAAGGCAUAGAGAAGCUGAUGAAAGGAUACGCAUGUGCCAAUGUAGAAUAA